GCAGAGGCCCAGUGUCACAGCAGCACCAUCAAGACUCAGGAGGAGCAGACGUCGCCGGGGAGAAGGGAGCUGUCGUUUUGUCUCUUUCUUCACAAGAUAAACUUUACUGUACAAUGUCGGAAUUUGACAGCAACCCCUUCGCCGACCCAGUGGACGUGAAUCCCUUCCAGGAUGCCUCAGUCACACAGGUCACCAGGGGAGUCACUGAAAACGUUGGGGAAUUCAACCCAUUCUCUGUAACUGAAAUGGGAAACCACUCUGGCACGACAAUCCCCAUCUCUGCUGCCUCCUCUCAACCUGCCGUACUACAGACCUCUGUGGAGCAGAGUGCACAAGCAACUGCAGCUGCUGCCCAGGCUAACCUGAUCAAACAGCAGGAAGAGCUGGAGAGGAAAGCAGCUGAGCUGGACCGCAAGGAGCAGGAGCUGCAGAACAGGAGCACAGGCAGAGAAAACACUGGAGCUAAAGAGAACAACUGGCCACCUCUUCCCUCGUUCUCCCCUGUGAAACCCUGCUUCUAUCAGGACUUUGAGGAGGAAAUCCCUGAGGAGUACCGCAGGAUCUGCAAGAGAAUGUACUACCUCUGGAUGUUCCACAGUGCUACUCUCUUCCUCAACGUGCUGGCCUGCCUGGCUUACUUCACAGCAGACUCUCAGUAUGGUGUGGACUUUGGCCUGUCCAUCCUCUGGUUCAUCCUCUUCACCCCUGUGUCUUUCAUCUGCUGGUACCGGCCCGUCUACAGAGCCUUCAGGUCUGACAGCUCCUUCAGCUUCUUUUUCUUCUUUUUUGUCUUCUUCUUCCAAGUGGCAGUGUACAUUAUCCAAUCUGUGGGGAUUCCCAAAUGGGGAAACAGUGGCUGGAUCGCAUCAAUCAGCAUGAUUGGCCAAAACUUGGCUGUGGCUGUGGUUAUGAUGGUGGUCGCUGGUUUUUUCACUGUAAACGCUGUCCUGGCUAUCAUCCUACUGAAAAUGGUCCACUCUAAGUACAGAAGGACGGGUGCCAGCUUUACUAAGGCCCAACAGGAGUUCUCCCACGGAGUCCUGACCAACCGAACUUUCCAGAAUGCUGCAGCCAGUGCUGCCACCUCCGCUGCCCAGGGAACCUUUGGCAGGAACCAGGGAAAUUAGACAGUUUCCCUCAGGCUAGUCUCUUCUCUGACAAACAUGCCAGACUAGCCAUGUCCAAACAUUCUUCAAUGGGUUUAGUGGAUAGGGGUUUGAUUAUUUAAGCGCCAAAAACCAGGUAACCUAACCACAAGCAUCAUUUCCCCAUUCUCCUGACUUUUUAAAGACACUGUGGUAUAAUACAGGUAUUGCAUGACUUGCACUAAUCCAGCUGUUACUGAAGUCUUUACCACCCUCAGCAGUACACACAAUGUUCAAACUUCAUGCUAUCAAAAUUCAAUUUAUUCUGGGAAAUGUAGGAAAUCACAAACAGAAGUUGAAUUAAGCAAGCAAAAAAAGAGGCAGACAGGGUAUGACAAAAAUGUAACAUUUAACAUAGUAGACUAAAGAUAUAUGCAUGGGGUUAGUACAAUUAUAUAAAUCCUGUCCCUGUUAAAGAUGCUGAUGAAAAGUAUUAGGAUUUUUUUCAAUCUAUGAAGAAACUGAGCAUACUUGACAUGACAAUGUUUUACCAUCAGUGAAUGAUGGUUCCACAUAGUGUAUGUAUACACAUCUUCAUUACACAGCACACAUAGAGCCUUACACAGUAACCAGCCUAUAAUUUUCCCUUAUUGUUAAUACAUGCAGUACACUUUAUUCUACCAAAUUUAAAUAAUAUUGUAGCUACCCCUAACUGGAUGCCCUGUAAAAUUAAAUCCAUCAUGUUACAUGUUAUACUACUGAUGAUGAACAUAGAACUUUGCUCACUAAAUUCUAUGUUUUCAUGUGUAUAAUACUAUAUUGGACAAGCUGAUGAUUAAUGAAGGUGAUGGGAUGAAGGUUUUUCUGUCUAAUGUUUUGAUCAGCUUAUUGAUUUAGAUUAAGUGAGACGAAAGGUUUCUCUAAGGACAAAUGAAGAAAUGGUUUAGCUGGUAUGUUCCACUUUAAUUCAUACUGUGUUGUUACAAAAACCAUUAUCAUUUCUGUCAUAGUAUGGAGUAUUACUGUGACAUAAAUGAAAGACAGGGUUCAGAUUUAUUACUGUAAAGUUACUGACACAAUAUACAAUUUAGAUGUAUUUACUGAAAUACAAAAAAAAGAACAAUAAUGAGCAGAAAGAACACAAUAUUUAUCAAUCAUCCAUUCUUUUGACUUUGUUUCAGUAGUAAUAUUGGAGACUAAAAGUCGUGUUACUGAAUAGUCACAGGUAGUUACAGGUAGUUAUCACUUUGUAUAGAUGUAACUUCAGGGCCUUCAUGCAGAUGUAACCUCCCUUCCAUGUGGGAAUUUAAGCACAAGGCUGUUGGUUAUUAGUGUUUUGUCUAAUUUUGUUUGUCUUUAAAGAGAAUAUUGUUUUAUGGUGAAGUUUCUCCUUGAUAAUCAGAAUGUAUAAUAAGGUGUGUUGUACAUAUUGGUGACUAUUUAAAACAUAUUUACUGGAGGGGUAUUUGUUGGAAAUCACUUCUCUGUCUUAACAUUUAAUAAACUGAUUUUUUUCUCUUUUGAAAAA
Messenger RNA from Lates calcarifer (barramundi perch), 2613 nucleotides. It is a transcript of the gene scamp2l, whose product is annotated as secretory carrier membrane protein 2, like. The record is from RefSeq and is a predicted model, not a curated record. The transcript has 9 exons. Gene Ontology annotation, cellular component: recycling endosome membrane; trans-Golgi network membrane. Lineage: Eukaryota; Metazoa; Chordata; Actinopteri; Centropomidae. Bases 114 to 1127 code for a protein of 337 amino acids. Gene Ontology annotation, biological process: protein transport.